This is a messenger RNA of Girardinichthys multiradiatus, 2173 nucleotides long. Its product is annotated as interferon-induced protein 44-like. Bases 706 to 1593 code for a protein of 295 amino acids. The record is from RefSeq and is a predicted model, not a curated record. The transcript is spliced from 5 exons. Lineage: Eukaryota; Metazoa; Chordata; Actinopteri; Cyprinodontiformes; Goodeidae.
UGCAUGUUGAAAGUGAAUGUGUUGCUUUUUGCAUCAUCAGCCAUCAAAAACUAUUUUCCAUAUUAACAGUGUUACUUGAAGCUGCCUACAGUGCUGGUCUGCAGCAGCUACUCAGUUUGUUCUAGUUAGGGUGUUCAGUCUGACAAUAGUUUAACCCAUAAAAUGAGUGUUAUCUUGAUUGCUACAACUAAGGAGGAUCAGAAGCUAAAUUUAUUUUUUUUAAUUUGGAAGACCAGGUAUUGAAUGUGGUGAGCAAAGUUAAAUAUUUUGGUCAUUUCAUUUUUAGGUUUCCAGGAUGGGCAUCUGCAAAUCAAACGGUUGUCACAAGUAAUGUUCCAACUUGUUAGGCCUUACUGAGGAGCUGUAUAAAUACAUGUACCAUUUGAAUGAGUCAAAGAAUUAAAUAGUAAGAGCUUUCACUGUUGUAACAUAUGGUGGGACAAGGAAUACGUCAAGCUUGUACAAACAUUGCAGCAAGUGUCUGUAAAUUAUGUGAUAGUUUCAUCUGCUUGAAGUUUGAUGUUUAGAUGUCUGUCUGUGUGGUUUCUUUCUUUCUAUUAAUGAUAUGGAGUUUUUUUUUCUUGCAAUGAAAGACACUCACAGUGCAUUCACCAAUUUGCCUUCUGAAAGGUCCUCACAUGCAUGCAUUGAUCUCAGUAUCAGCAGGCAAGAUGGAGUUGAGGGUCUUGCCAAGUAAACUUUGACAUGUGUCAGAUGACCACUGAAGCACAUCUACCUCCGUUUAUCUUGGCAAAAAAUUAUUUUCAGGAAUUUAAAUUUUUCCAUUUUAACAGAGACAGUAACCAAGCUCUUCAGUACUUGAAGGUGUUUCGGCCUCAAAAUGAUGAGAUACAGCACAUCAGAGUUUUACUCUAUGGACCAGUCGGAGUGGGGAAGUCCAGCUUCAUCAACUCUGUUAACAACAUCUUACAAGCGAGAAUGACCAAUGAGGCUUUGGCCAGUUCCACAACCUCUGAUCACAGUUUCACCAGGAAGUAUCAAACCUAUAAAAUCAAGAAAGAAGGCACAGGAAACUUUUACCCCUUUGUGUUCAAUGACAUCAUGGGUCUGGAGGAUGGAGAUGGAAGAGGAGUCAGAGCAGAUGACAUCAAACUGGCCAUGAUGGGACAUGUGAAGGAUGGUUAUAAGUUCAAUUCUGUAUCUUCACUUUCUGCUGGUGAUCCUGGCUACAACUCUUCCCCAUCCAACAAUGACAGAGUCCAUGUUCUAGUUUGCAUUUAUUCUGCUAAUGCACCACAAAUGAAUUCCUCUGUUUUACACAAGAUGAAGGAAAUCAGAGAAGCAGCCAGUGAUCUGGGUAUUCCUCAGCUGGCGAUUCUCAGUCACAUUGAUGAAGCCUGUGGUGAAACACAAGCAAACCUGGGAAACGUCUACAAGAGCAAACAUUUAAAGAAAAAGAUGGGUGACUUCAGCUCCAGCCUGGGGAUUCCAAUGAACUGCAUUCUCCCAGUGAAGAACUACAGUGAUGAAAUUCAGCUGAAACCAGAUGUUAACACUCUGAUCCUGAGUGCGGUGAGACUGAUGAUUGACUUUGGAGACGACUAUGCUGACAAACUGAAAACUACAGAGUAGUGUGGACAUCAAAGCAGUAUUAAUGGUUGUUAAUAUUAGCCCUGCCCAGGAUUCCAUUUCCUGACCUUUUACUGCAUGUCUUCCUUGCUCCUCUCUCUUUCUGUUUCCUGUCUGAUUACUUUCAAUAAAAGCCUCUGCUAUUAGGUACAAUAGUUACUGAAUAAUUAAAGAAGCAAUGUGUACAGAACAAUUGUAACAUUGGCCAGUCAGGAAUAAUUUAAUAAAAAUAGGUUUUGUUUUUUGAGUUGUGCCUUUCAUCAUUACUCUGUUUUUUUAUUCAUUUAUUGGUCCAAGAUAUUGAGAGAAAUGCACAUAAUUGCAGAGUUGAACAUCCAAAAACAUUUUGUUGAAUUAUUAUUUUUGUUUUUUCACACAUGCCUUGUUGUCCUAAAGACAUUUAUUCUCACAUAGAAAUAAGUGCCUAUAAUCUCUUCAAAAAAUGUUACAUAAAUAGAAUUGAAAUGUAUGUGGUUGAUGUUGAAUCUGUCUUUAUUACUGGGCUAGUUGGGCUAUAUAAUAGCUGUCUAUUGCUUUCUAUUUGUAAAGAACAACUGAAUAAAGGCACCACCAUAAAAAUUUA